Molecule: messenger RNA, 1074 nt
Organism: Closterium sp. Yama58-4
Lineage: Eukaryota; Viridiplantae; Streptophyta; Zygnematophyceae; Desmidiales; Closteriaceae
Source: the annotation of a GenBank genome assembly
AUGAAGUUUCUGACUUUCGCAAUCUACCUUGUCGUCGCCAUAUCACUCCUUCUGCUCGUCACUCCUUCGCCAGCAGAUGCGCGACCAUUCGCAACGGUCCAGGAAACCCUGGACGAGGUCGCAGCAAGGCUUCGUCAAGAGGCCGAUGCUGCCUGGGCCGAGCUCGAAGCAGCGGAGGAGCUCGCAAUGACGCGCGCCGACGAAGAAGCCGCUGCUAACGCCACCGUUGAAUCCGCCAAAGCGGUCGCUCAGGCGGCGAACGCGGCGUUUGCUGCGGCGAAGGCUAACGCUGCGAACAACAAGACCGCGGCAGAAGCGGCCAAGAAGACGGUCAACACCCUUAAGAAAACAGUCGCGGGGAUUCAGAAGAAGGCGGAAGGCAAGAAAGCGUACGAGAAAGCGCAGGAAGAACUGAAGAAGGCGGAAGAGAAGGCCGCGCAGGCCAAGACGAAAAAGGAGAAGGCGCUCGCGGCGGCGGCGGCCCAGCAGAGAGCGGCAGAUGACGCGACGAAAGCGGCGGGCAGCGCCAAGGGAAAGGACGCUUCGAAGGCAAAGGAGAAGGCGAAGGGCGAGCAGAAGAAGGCUGAUGAGAUGAAGAAGAGCGCGGACGGCGCGGCGGCGGAAGAGGCGGCGGCCAAGGCGGAGGCGGACAAAGCGAGGGCGACCGUGGCGAAGACACCGAACCCGACGCUCACGCCGGAGGAGCAGGCGGCGCUCGAUAAGUACAGCGCCGCGGUCGCCGCCGCGGAUAAGGCGGAGGCGGACGCAAAGACCGCGGAAGCGGAGCUGAAGGCGGCGGAAAAAGCUGUGGUUUCCGCCAAGGCUGCGCUUUAUAAGGCGAAGGCGGCGCUGACCUCCGCGACGGCGCGCAGGGUGGAGGCGGACAAGAUAGUGGAGAUUAAGAAGGCUGCGGCGGAAGCGGCGGAAGAUGCGGCGGUUGCUGCGGAGGAGAAGGCCAGGGACGCGGGCGCGCCAGGCUCGGAGGGUGCGCCAGGCUCGGAGGCUGCUCCUGGCUCCGAGGCUGCGCCAGGUUCGGACGCGGCACCAGGUUCGGAAGCUGCGGUGCUGCCGUAA